AUGUCUUCUUUUAAGUACAUUCACAAACUCCGCGGAAACCGCAUUCUGAUUUUCGGCGGGAGCUCUGGCUUUGGAUUUGCUGUCGCUGAGGCCGCCAUCGAACACGGGGCCAAUGUUGUUUUAUCCGGCUCCAAUGCAGAUCGCCUAGCCCGCGCCGUCGCGCAGCUCAAGACCUCUUACGGAGAUGUCAUCAAAGACGAUCAAAUCGCAACUGCUGUUUGCGACCUCGCCAACGUUGACACACUUGAUUUGCGACUCGAAGAAUUGCUCCGCGACAUAACGAAGGGCGGUGACAUCAAGCUGGAUCAUAUCGUCUAUACAGCGGAUGAUGCGCAUCGUGGUCCCGGUCUCACCGACAUCACGCCAGACGACAUUUUCAAGUGGCUGCGCCUUCGUUCAUACUCAGCGUCGAUUCUAGCCAAAGUCCUCGCAGGUACUGAAUACCUCUCGCGCUCGGCACACGCAUCGCUCACCUUCACAAACGGAGUAAGCGGCCACAAGCCUGUGAAGGGUUGGGCAGUUCCUGCGAUGGCUGGUACGGCUUUGGAGGGUUUAGUCAGGGGUUUGGCUGUUGAUCUCGCUCCCGUCCGCGUGAAUCUUGUGUCUGCAGGACCAGUUUCCACUGAGAUGCUUGCUACGCUUCCUCAACAGUACAUUGAUAUGUAUACGGAGCAGACUCUUCUCAAGCAAAUCAGCAAACCAGAGGAUAUAGCAGAGGCAUAUGUGUACAUUAUGAAGGACGGUGGGAUCACUGGUUCCGUACUUGUUUCUGAUUGCGGUCGCUUGCUCGCGUGA
Ilyonectria robusta is the source of this 795-nucleotide messenger RNA. Its product is annotated as putative short-chain dehydrogenase. Gene Ontology annotation, molecular function: oxidoreductase activity. The transcript has a single exon. The coding region runs from base 1 to 795 and encodes 264 amino acids. NCBI's taxonomy places the organism in Eukaryota, Fungi, Ascomycota, Sordariomycetes, Hypocreales, Nectriaceae. The record is from RefSeq and is a predicted model, not a curated record.